Truncatella angustata is the source of this 984-nucleotide messenger RNA. RefSeq names its product ankyrin repeat domain-containing protein. Gene Ontology annotation, molecular function: protein binding. The record is from RefSeq and is a predicted model, not a curated record. Bases 93 to 830 code for a protein of 245 amino acids. The transcript is spliced from 8 exons. NCBI's taxonomy places the organism in Eukaryota, Fungi, Ascomycota, Sordariomycetes, Amphisphaeriales, Sporocadaceae. Gene Ontology annotation, cellular component: nucleus; cytoplasm.
GUUUCACGCCAAAGGAAAUACAAACCCCCCGAGGAAAACAAGUCUACUCACCCAACCUCUAAAUCACCGAGUCUCCAGACAUAAGAUAAAACAUGGACCCAGAUCAGUCCAAAUUCGCAUUGCACGCAGCCGCUCGGGAAGGGAAAGUCACUGUGGUUGAGUCCUUAUUAAAUGCCGACCCGAAGCAGGCACGCAAGAAGGAUGAUGAUGGCAGAUUGCCCAUUCACUGGGCCGCUUCGUCCAACCAACCGGAUAUAGUUCAGCUGUUGGCACAGCAAAAAGACUUCGACCCUGACAUCGAGGACGACAGCGGCUGGACACCCUUGAUGAUUGCGGCAAGUGUCAAGGAUGGAGAGAAAUUAGUCAGCCUGCUCUUAGGAUGGGGCGCCGAUGUGAACCAGACGAGUGAGUAUCAUGUACCAGUGGAUAUAGACAACAGCGGCCAGACUGCCCUACAUUUUGUAGCGUCCAAGAACCAUAUCGAAAUCGCUCGUCUGUUAUUCAACAAUAAACCGCCGUCCUCAGCCAGGGUUAGAGACAAGCGUGGCCAGUAUCCACUGCAUCGAGCCGCUGCCGUGGGAUCGGUGCCUAUGAUCAACUUGCUGGUCAAGAACAAAAGCCCCCUGAAUGCCACUGAUAGCACAGGCUAUACAGCCCUGCAUCAUGCUGUCGCGGAGGGUCACGGUGCUGCUGCUGUAGCCUUGAUCAAGGCUGGAGCCGAGACGGACAAGAAAGACGCCGAUGGGUUCCUGGCGCUCGAUUUGUCUCCUGACAGAGAGGUCCGCAAGUACAUCGAGCGAGAAGCGGAGAACGAGGGAAUUGACUUGUGAAUUUAUUGAUAGAUUAGGCGGGUAUCUAGGGGUCCUUUCGAGACCACGCUCCAGCGCACCGUGAAAAAAAGAGACCGUGUGAUAGUCUAAAGCGCCAGGCCAAACUUACUUGUGUGUGCGCUCGACCAGAUCCCUAUACAUGGCCUUGACGUCU